This is a messenger RNA of Fraxinus pennsylvanica, 336 nucleotides long. The record is from the annotation of a GenBank genome assembly. NCBI's taxonomy places the organism in Eukaryota, Viridiplantae, Streptophyta, Magnoliopsida, Lamiales, Oleaceae.
AUGGGAGAAUCUUCUUCAUCAUACAUACACAUGGUACAAUAUCUGAUUGAAAAGUGUUUGAUCUUCCACAUGACAAAAGAAGAGUGCAUGGAAGCUCUUUCCAAGCAUGCAAACAUCCAACCAGUUAUUACUUCCACUGUUUGGAACGAGUUAGCGAAAGAAAACAAAGGGUUCUUCGAAGCAUACAAUGAAUCUCAAAGCAAGAAAGAUAAGAUGUCGGAGGCUGAGACGAGUGCCAUGAUCCAGAAGAUGAUAACAGAUCAUGAUUCUUCCACCAAGAAACCCCAAGAUUCAUCCUCAGUAACUGACCAUCAGGAAAUGAUCGAAUCAGAUUGA